CAAUUCCUCAGGUACCCUUCAGAAUGCUAGUAGUUCAGCUCACAAGUCAUGUGUCAGUGGUGACACUUUGUGGGCCAACUCCAUCCUUAGCAGAUAUGAUCAGGUCUGCCACCUCUUUUUGGGCACCUUUUUAUCAGGUGUUAGAAGCCCUUAGUAGUCUCCUGCCUUGGAACAUUGCCCCAGCUCUGCUAACACAGCUUGAUAAUUCUGUGAUUGGACUCCUUUUGGUAAAUUAUGAUCACAAGCGGUGUGUUGGUUGUUUGCAUCUUAGCGAAGAUUCAAGAUCACGUUCAUUAUGUGUUAACAAGAAGAGUGCAGCCUUGCAGUCUGUGUAUCGCAGUAUAAUUGGACCAUUACUGCAACCACCAGCUAUGCCACCAGAAGAUUUCCCAACUGGGGUAAAUGGAAUUGUUCAUAAUUUGAUGUUUAUAUAUUCACUCUCUUUUGAUGUGUUGAUUUCAGAUCCAGUAGUCAUCUGGUAUUCCAUAAAACCUGUUGAUGAGUAUGUUCAGGACUUCCAUAACUUGGAAGAUGUUAUGAGGAUUCACUACAAAGAAGAAAUUGAGAAAAACACUGAGAGGCAAACUCAACAAAUCUUGGAAUUAGCCAUUUAA
Molecule: messenger RNA, 614 nt
Organism: Penaeus monodon (black tiger shrimp)
Lineage: Eukaryota; Metazoa; Arthropoda; Malacostraca; Decapoda; Penaeidae
Exons: 4
Coding region: 24-614 (196 amino acids)
Biological process (GO): non-motile cilium assembly
Source: RefSeq, a predicted model, not a curated record